ACUCAGAAAGGUUUCUACCUCGUGCGGAAGAUUCACGCUACGCGGCUAACAGACAAGGAUGGGCGACACGUACGGCACACGUGGCUAAAACACAACGUGAUUGCUCACGUCAUCUUUUUUAUCCAUAUUCCAAGUUUUUAAACAUCAUCAAUUGGAUUAAAUCGGUAGCAAGGGUUCUAGAGGAAACAGAAAGAGGCGAGAGUUACAAAGUGAAAGGGUAAAAAGAAAAAGCGGUGAAAACCAGGAGAGAAGGUUGAACAGAGCGAUUAAAAAACUUGAGUGGAAAACGCACUCUUUAUGUUUUUGUUCUAAAUAUAGGAAUCGGUGAGAAUAAAUGUUGCUUUCAAGCCUAGAUAUGGAUAUUUGUAAGAUGACGGAUCGGGACGAUGGAGCUCAUGUAGAGAUCGUGAGUGAAGGGGCUGCUGGUCGAGAAAAGAAUGAGAACAUGGACGAUGAUGAAGAUCGCGAGAUGGAUGCGGAAAGACCCAGUGCUCCAAGAGUAGAAAGACCACUCGCGUUCAGUAUCGAUCGGAUACUUGGUCUCCCUGGUUAUACAUUCCAAAACAAUAACCCACUUCAUCGUAACUAUUCAUCUCUUCGUAUCGGUACCACCACCGAGAAUGUAGCCCGACGGUCGCCCGAGACCGUCCCGAGUGCUAACAGCGGUAGAGGCGGGAGCAGGGGCUCGGGAUCAUUGACCCUUUCGACGACGUCUGCUAUACCUUCUUCUAUGGUUCUAGAAUCUGAGGGAAUAAAUAGCGUUAGUGGAUCUCAUUCUUCCGGGACCCUAAUACGAGUCCCUGCUCAUCGUCCAAUCCCACUGACUCCCAGGUCAUAUUUUCCAUGGAUGGAGACCAGAAGAUUCCCUCGAGACAGGUUAUCAGUUGUACGAACUGGCAAUGUUUGUGGUUGUGGUGAUGAUGGAGAAAUACCACUCGCAGAAGUAAUAGUUUUAGAAAUAGAAAUGAGAGUGGUACCGCGUCGGAUCGGGCACCCUUACCAGAAUCGAACGCCGUCUAAACGCAAAAAGCCGCGGACUUCAUUCACUCGGCUCCAGAUCUGCGAGCUGGAGAAAAGAUUUCACCGGCAGAAGUACCUCGCCUCCGCCGAACGAGCCAGCCUGGCUCUAUCCCUCAAAAUGACAGAUGCCCAGGUGAAAACAUGGUUUCAAAACAGGCGCACUAAAUGGAGGCGACAAACAGCAGAAGAACGUGAAGCCGAGAGACAGGCUGCAGCUCGUUUUAUGUUCUCCCUUCAACAUGAAAUGAUGAUGAAGAACAUGCAAGAUCCACCACCACAAGACCCAUUGUGCGCACAUAACGCGUCUCUGAAUGCCCUUCAGAAUUUACAACCUUGGUUGUCCAAAGUCCACGGAGGAAAAGUCGCGUGUAGUUCGUCAAGCACCUCUGAGACUUCUGCUUCAGCCCAGGGAGCGCCCUCAACCUGCUCAGCAUCAGCUAGUGCAGGAGCCCCGAUGCUCUCUUCAUCAACUAGCUCAUCUGGCUCUGUGAAUAGCAUACCUGCUCGGUAUUCUCAAGAAAGCUCAUCCGAUGAUGAAAGGCCGUCAAGACUAACUGAUAAAUCCCUCCCUCGAGAAUCCUUAAAAGCAUCCAAUAAAAGCCGCUCCUGCGAUGUAGACCUCUGUACCUCUCCUCGAGAUGUCCCAUCCAGCAGUCAUGUGGAUGAGAGUGCUGAAACUCUCUCCGAUGAUGGAUCAGGGAUCGAAGAUUGCUGCCAUGAAAGUCCGCUGAUGCAUGGCAGGGACUGA
Messenger RNA from Lytechinus pictus (painted urchin), 1768 nucleotides. Its product is annotated as T-cell leukemia homeobox protein 3-like. Gene Ontology annotation, cellular component: nucleus. The record is from RefSeq and is a predicted model, not a curated record. Gene Ontology annotation, molecular function: RNA polymerase II cis-regulatory region sequence-specific DNA binding; DNA-binding transcription factor activity, RNA polymerase II-specific. NCBI's taxonomy places the organism in Eukaryota, Metazoa, Echinodermata, Echinoidea, Temnopleuroida, Toxopneustidae. The transcript has 4 exons. Bases 335 to 1768 code for a protein of 477 amino acids. Gene Ontology annotation, biological process: regulation of transcription by RNA polymerase II; animal organ development.